AUGGAGCGGGCUGGAGGCGCGGGUGCUGCCGACACCGGGGACACGGGACACCCCCAGGCCCAGGGCAGCGCAGCUCCUGCAGCUCCCCAGGCUGCCCAGCCCGAAACAGCGACAGCGGCAGCCGCCACCGUGGCACGGGAUGGAGGCACAGAUGAGCCUGGAGGAGGGAAGACAGAGCUGGAGCAGGAGACAGCUCUGGCUGCUCCAGAGCCCCAGGAUGGACGGGAAGCAGUUCCAGGAGAGGCUGUGCAGCAUGAUGGAGGACAGGCAGCAUCUGAUGAAGGGCAGGCAGCGUCCAUCAGAGAGAAGGUGCAGGCUGCCACCGAGGCCCAGGGUGUAGGGAAGGAUAGGAAAGACAAGCCUGAGAAGAAGGAAGCUCCAGCUACAGGAGAGCUCAAAGGAGGAAAGGCUUCAGUUGCUGCAAAGGCUAAGGAUGGAGGGAAGGAUGAGACCAUGGAGAGGAAGUGCCUGCCUGUAACUGAAGCACAGGAUGGAGGAAAGGACAAGCCCAAGAAGGAGGAAGCACCUGGUGGGUCGGGGGCUGAGAGUGGUGGAAAAGCAGAGUCCACUGAGGAGAAGGCUCUGGCUGCAGCAAACUCUGAAGGAGGGAAGGCAAAACCUAUGGAGGAGACAGCUUUGGCUGCAGCUCAGCCUCAGGAUGGAGGCAAAGGAGAGCCGGCAAAGGAGAAAAUCACAGUGGUUGCAAAACAGGAGGUUCCAGCCACUGCUAAAGCUCCAGAUGAAGGGAAGCAAGAUGCAAAGGAACAGCAAGCCCCAGCUGCUACCAAGCCAGCAAAGGAGAAAACCACAGCUGCAGCAAAGGAGAAGGUCCCAAAUGCUGCAAAGGAGAAGGUCCCAAAUGCUGCAAAGGAGAAGGUCCCAAAUGCUGCAAAGGAGAAGGUCCCAAGUGCUGCAAAGGAGAAGGUCCCAAAUGCUGCAAAGGAGAAGACCCCAGAUGCUGCAAAGGCUCAGAGUGGCAAGAAUGAAGUGGUAAAGGCAGAAAAAGCCCCAGCAGUUAAAAAGGCUCUGGAUGGAGGCAAAGAGGAGCCCGUGAAGGAGAAGGCUGCGGCUUCAGUGAAGGAGAAAACCACAGCUUCAGUGAAGGAGAAAGCCAUAACUCCUGCAAAGGAGAAAGCCCCAGAUGCUGCUAAGGCUCAGGAUAUAGAGAAGGCAGAAGCAAAGGCAGAGAAAACACCAGCUGAAAAAAUGGCUCAGGGCGGAGACAAAAUAGAGCCUGCAAAGGAGAAGUCCCCAGCAGCUGUGAAGGUGCAGGAUGGAGGGAAGAAAACUGCAAAGGUGGAAAAAUCCACGGUUGAAUCAAAGGCUGGGGAUGAAGGGAAAGAGCCUAAAAAGGAGAAGAUCCCAGCUACUGCAAAGGCUCAGGAUGGAGGGAAGAAAGCUGCAGAGGUGGAGCCUCCCACACCUGGAGCAGAGGCUGGGGAUGGGGCUGUGGAGCCCACAGAGGCAGCAGCCAUGGCUGUUGUGAAGGCUAAGGGUGAAGGGGAGGAAGUGUCCAAGGGGACAGAGGGACAGGCACCAAAGAUCCCCGAGCCCCCGCGCCCGGCUCUGCUGCAGAGCCUGAGCUGCCCGGCUGCCUGCCACAGGGAGGAGCAGCCCUGGGCAGAGGUGGCAGAGAUGGAGACAAUAGAAGAGGAGACCACGAUGGUGGAGCCAAAAGAGGGUCUGACAGAGCUUGGCUCUGGCCCACCAGCCCUGGAGAACCUGCAGCCCCUGGAACCUGCCAGCACCCCUCAGGAGAGGACAUUGCCCAGUGCCACAGGGCAGCCCCCAGAUCCUGCUGGGAUGGUGGAGCAACCUGGAGUGCAACCAUCUUUAACAGAGGCAAAACCACCCCCCAGCCCCUACCUCACCCCUGAUUUUGGGAAGGAAGACCCUUUUGAGAUAUUGGAUGAUGUCCCUCCACCGCCAGCGCCCUUCGCUCAUCGCACUGUCACCCUGCGCUCCGCCAGUGUCAGCUCCCAGUUCAGCCUCAGCUCCAAGGACAUCCUGGGGGGGGGCAAGUUUGGUGAAGUUCACACAUGCAUAGAGAAGGAGACGGGGCUCAAGCUGGCAGCCAAAGUGAUCCGGAAGCAGGGAGCAAAGGACAAGGAGAUGGUGCUGCUGGAGAUCGAUGUGAUGAACCAGCUGAACCACCACAAUCUCAUCCAGCUCUACGAUGCCAUCGAAACACCCCGGGAGAUUAUCCUCUUCAUGGAAUUUGUGGAGGGUGGUGAGCUCUUUGAGCGGAUCAUCGAUGACGACUACCACCUGACAGAGGUGGACUGCAUGGUGUUUGUCCGGCAGAUCUGCGAGGGCAUCCGCUUCAUGCACCACAUGCACGUCCUCCACCUCGACCUCAAGCCCGAGAACAUCCUCUGUGUCAGUGCCACCGGGCACAUGGUGAAGAUCAUCGACUUUGGGCUGGCUCGAAGGUACAAUCCCAAUGAGAAGCUGAAAGUGAACUUUGGCACCCCUGAAUUCCUCUCCCCUGAGGUGGUCAACUACGAGCAGGUCUCCUACUCCACGGACAUGUGGAGCAUGGGCGUCAUCACCUACAUGCUGCUAAGCGGCCUCUCCCCCUUCUUGGGUGACGAUGAUACCGAGACACUCAACAACGUCCUGGCUGCCAACUGGUACUUCGACGAGGAGACCUUUGAGAGUGUCUCCAAUGAGGCCAAGGACUUCGUCUCCAACCUCAUCAUCAAGGAUAAGAGUGCCCGGAUGAGUGCUGACCAGUGCCUGCAGCAUCCCUGGCUCAAUAACCUGGCAGAAAAGGCCAAACGCUCCAACCGGCGGCUCAAGUCCCAAGUGCUGCUCAAGAAAUAUGUCAUGAGGCGGCGCUGGAAGAAAAAUUUCAUCGGGGUGUGUGCUGCCAACCGCUUCAGGAAGAUCACCAGCUCGGGGUCCCUGACAGCGCUGGGCAUCUGAGCUGGGCUCCCAGGGGAGCCGAGGCCAGAAAGGAACCACUUGAGAGGGACCCCCCACCAGUCUGGAGCAGCUCUGUGGAGCUGGUCCCACUGCUCUGAGGACCACAUCACCGCUGGGGGUGCUCGCAGUGGCCUUGAGGCUCCUGAGGCUCCAGCCCUCCUCACUCCCACCGAGCCGAUGCUCCUGUCGGGAUCUCCUCAGACUGUGAAGCUGCUCCGGAGUGAAGGUUUCUGAUCUCAUCUCUGUCCCUGGCCUGGCUGCGUGAUGCCCGACCUGCAGCAUCUCUGCUCUGCUCACGCUUCCUUCUCGUGCCCUCAGAGGAGGAAGGCCAUUCCGGUGUGAUCCCGCCGCCUCGGCCACCUGGUGCUUGCUGCUUUUGGACUCAAAAUGUGCCCUCUCUGCCUGUAAAUGCCGCCUCCACUGCC
Messenger RNA from Cyanistes caeruleus (blue tit), 3353 nucleotides. RefSeq names its product myosin light chain kinase 2 (gene MYLK2). Gene Ontology annotation, biological process: protein phosphorylation. The record is from RefSeq and is a predicted model, not a curated record. NCBI's taxonomy places the organism in Eukaryota, Metazoa, Chordata, Aves, Passeriformes, Paridae. Gene Ontology annotation, molecular function: ATP binding; protein kinase activity.